CUGUGAAGCUCCCGAGGUCAAUUCUCAAUAAGACUCGCUCUGACCAUAAGACCGGCUCUUCUUCCGUGCUAUCCAUUUUUCCAUGUCUCUGAAGCGAAGUACAAGAUCAGCUCGAAGCAUUGCUUAUGAUAACGUAAGUGUCAACGCUCAACUUAACGUUCUGGAACAGAAAUAUCCUCAUACGGAGAUGCUUGGCUCCGCCCGGUCAUGCAUGCAUGCUACCUUUUCGAGAUUUGAAGAGGUGACCAGGAGAAAUCAUGGUGAAUGCGAAGGUGAAAAAUUCGUACGCUAGUUCCGGAUACGAAUAAAUAUCAAAUGGCGAGACCUUUGUACUUUUGACUGCGAUUCAAUCAACGACCGCUCAAACACUCCAACCGCCACCACGGACGAGACCAACGUCACAAGCUACCUUCU
Macroventuria anomochaeta is the source of this 414-nucleotide messenger RNA. RefSeq lists its product as uncharacterized. NCBI's taxonomy places the organism in Eukaryota, Fungi, Ascomycota, Dothideomycetes, Pleosporales, Didymellaceae. The transcript has a single exon. Bases 83 to 292 code for a protein of 69 amino acids. The record is from RefSeq and is a predicted model, not a curated record.